AUGGGUUUCUUUUAUAGCGGUUUUCAUAAACCCAACAAGAAAAACAUGAAUGAUAAAAGAGCAAAAAUAAUUUAUGUGCUUGGUUUAUUUUUAUUACCAUCUUUGGUAUCAUAUAUAGGAAGUAAUUAUUAUAUAUUGAAUUUUUUUAUUGACACAUUUAAGCCAAUAGAAGUACCAAGAGAAUCCAACUUUCAAAUUAUAAAAAAUAUUUACCAUAAUAAAAAACCCCCUUCCAAAAGUUCUGACUAUGAUGAUAAUACAAAUAUAUGA
Messenger RNA from Plasmodium reichenowi, 270 nucleotides. RefSeq lists its product as hypothetical. The transcript has a single exon. The record is from RefSeq and is a predicted model, not a curated record. The coding region runs from base 1 to 270 and encodes 89 amino acids. Lineage: Eukaryota; Apicomplexa; Aconoidasida; Haemosporida; Plasmodiidae.